GGUCGGUCGAUUGCAACGCUCACAAACCAUGGUCAUCCUGCAGCCUGUCCUUGCGACUUGGAAACGGUAUUAAGAGAAACUGAGGGAAUUACACACAAGUGAAGAUCUACUCGAUUAGGCUACAUAAAUGGGGGAUUACGGCUUUCUGGUUAAAAACAAUGCUGCAAAUAAAUCCCUUUUUCCGGUAAGAAUUCAUCCACACCUGCAGCAUCCGGUUCAACACCAGACAGCACCUCCAAGCCCCCCGGCUUUCAUCGGCAACAACAACACUACCAAUGGUGGAAGUGUUGGGUCUGCUUGGGUUUUCCCAGCUGUGACGACCCACUCUAACAUGCAAGAUGAUCUUUUGGAGUCCGAGACGUCCAAGGCUCUGCAGCCUCAACAAGAGAGUCAAGAAGGACAAGACAAGCAGACGCUCUCUCCGCCAGGUCACCAGGAAGCACCAGGAAUCAUAUCCGAGUUGGACAACACCAUGCCAGAGGAGAACCAGCUGGAGAAAGGGACCAUGGAGAACGCUAACGGAAAAGAGGCGCUGCGGCUUGAAUCUCCAGUGUUGUCAGGGUUUGACUAUCAGGAGACGUCUGGUAUUGGUACUUUAGCACAGUCUAGUAGCUCUUCUUCGUCGUCCCUUACUGGCUUCAGCAGCUGGUCCACUGCUAUACCCCCCAACCCUUCCACCUUGAUCGAAGAGGUUGGCUUUUUCAAUCAGGCUGCUACUACUAACAAUGCUCCUCCUCCGCUGCUAUUUCAAAGUUUCUCUCAUCACACCAGUACAGGAUUUGGGGGGAACUUCUCCCACCAGAUAGGGCCUCUAUCUCAGCACCAUCCAUCUCCUCAUCCCCACUUCCAGCAUCCUCAUAAUCAGCACCGCAGGUCCUCAGCCAGCCCACAUCCACCUCCCUUCUCCCACCGCAGUGCUGCUUUCAACCAGAUGCCCCAUUUGGGGAAUAACCUAAGCAAGCCUGUUUCCCCUUGGGGUAGCUAUCAGAGCCCCUCGUCCACCCCAUCUUCUACUUCAUGGAGCCCAGGUGGAGGGUAUGGAGGCUGGGGAAGCUCUCAGGGACGGGAGUAUCGCCGAGGGCUGAACGGAGGGGUCAAUCCCCUUAACUCGAUCUCUCCUUUAAAGAAGUCUUUCCCAAAUAACCAGACUCCAACUCCGAAGUAUCCCCGCAACAACUCUGGCUUCAACACUAAACCCUGGAUGGAGGAUACCAUAAACCGCAACGAUAGCAUCUUUCCAUUUCAGGUAAUUGUGAUGGAUCAAAGCUCAGUUGAGUAA
This is a messenger RNA of Sinocyclocheilus grahami, 1279 nucleotides long. RefSeq names its product cytoplasmic polyadenylation element-binding protein 4-like. Lineage: Eukaryota; Metazoa; Chordata; Actinopteri; Cypriniformes; Cyprinidae. The transcript has 3 exons. Bases 128 to 1279 code for a protein of 383 amino acids. The record is from RefSeq and is a predicted model, not a curated record.